This is a messenger RNA of Etheostoma spectabile (orangethroat darter), 4378 nucleotides long. Its product is annotated as homeobox protein aristaless-like 4. Gene Ontology annotation, molecular function: DNA-binding transcription activator activity, RNA polymerase II-specific; RNA polymerase II transcription regulatory region sequence-specific DNA binding. The transcript has 4 exons. Lineage: Eukaryota; Metazoa; Chordata; Actinopteri; Perciformes; Percidae. Bases 381 to 1481 code for a protein of 366 amino acids. Gene Ontology annotation, biological process: regulation of transcription by RNA polymerase II. The record is from RefSeq and is a predicted model, not a curated record.
UAAUAGCGCAAGCUGGAGCUGGUGUGGGCCUUCUUCAGAUGUGCGUGGAGCCUGAAGGUCGGAGUGCUGCGUGUGUGCGUGUGUGUGUGUGUGUAUGUUUUUCCAGAUAGGCUACUGAGGCGGCAUUAGCUUGAGCAAGGCAUUUCUUCUUACCCCGACAAACCUUCAGGGGGCUUUUAGCAUUUGUUCAGUCUGCAGUCUCUGGAAAACAUCUGAUUCAUUUUUUAACCAGUCCCAGAUGCGGCAGCGUGAGAGUGUGUGUCUGAGCGCGUCAGAGUGAGUUUGUCAGUGCAUGGGAAUUUGGGGAGAAUAUCUGCUGUCUAAAGAAGGGGAGGGAAAGAAGAAGCGUGUGGAUUUUUAAAAAAAAAUACUUUUUAGGUAUGAACGCAGCGUGCGUCUCAUACUGCGAUAUGACAUCGAUGGAUUCAUAUUAUAGCACGUCUACUGCGCAAGGUAGGGACCAGGCGAACCCGUUCAGGACUUUCCAGACUACUGAAACCAAAUACAGCCCCACGUUCAUUCCGGGUAAAGGACAGGCUUACGGAGAGAAGUCCCGGAGUCCGUUCCAGCCGGAGUGCCAGUCAUUGGAUGGCGCUGAGGAGGGCACCUUCAACAAAUACCAACUCUUCAUGCAGCGACCGACGUGCAAAACUCCGCCCGAAGGAAGCAAGCUGCACCCGGACAGCGGACACAACGGGACGCUCAUUCCCUGCUAUGGGAAAGACAACAGCGGCCUGACAGAGUCUGAGCUGACCCAGAGUGUCGACUCGUCUGGGAUGGAAGGCAGCUAUCUGAACCUAAAGGCACCUGGUGAGAAGGGGCUGAGCGAGCGGCCGGGCUCGGACCUCUCGAGUCCUCUGGACAAAAGUGAGGCCGAGAGCAACAAAGGCAAGAAGAGACGCAAUCGCACCACCUUCACCAGCUAUCAGCUCGAGGAGCUGGAGAAAGUUUUCCAGAAGACACACUACCCAGAUGUUUAUGCCCGCGAGCAGCUGGCACUGAGGACAGACCUGACAGAGGCUCGUGUACAGGUGUGGUUCCAGAAUCGCAGAGCCAAGUGGAGGAAGAGGGAGCGUUAUGGCCAGAUGCAACAGGUCCGGACACACUUCUCAACCGCUUAUGAGCUGCCUCUACUGACUCGGCCCGAGAACUAUGCACAGAUCCAGAACCCUUCGUGGAUUGGGAGCAGCAGUGGAGCAUCUCCAGUGCCGGGUUGCGUUGUGCCUUGUGACUCUGUCCCCUCCUGCAUGCCGCCUCACCCUCAUGGUCCCGGAGGAGUCUCUGACUUCCUGGGUGUUCCCAGUCCAGGGACCAGCCAAAUGGGACAGACACAUAUGGGCAGCCUUUUUGGUGGUCCUGGGAUGGGUGGGGGAAUCAAUGGCUAUGACCUCAAUCUUGAUCCAGACCGCAAGUCUUCCAGCAUAGCUGCGCUGCGUAUGAAGGCCAAGGAACACAGUGCAGCCAUCUCUUGGGCUACAUGAUCUCUCAGCCCAGUUCCACCCUGCCCCCUAUGGUCCUCUUCUCUGGAGCAGCCAUCAGUGAGUGCUGUGUGUGUGUGUGUGUGGGGGGGGGGGUGGGGGUGGGUGGGGGGGGGGGGAGGGGAGGAGUUUUCCCGAGAGCACUAACGACUACACAGGCCAAAUGAACAGGGAGGACUGUGGAGAUUACAGAGGCCAUUAGAGCGGCCAACACAACUAAGAUUACAACUGUGGCUGUAACAGUCAGCAGAUGCUGAAAGUGAGAGAAAUACAGAGGUGUGACUCAGAAGAAGAUGUUACUGAGAUGUGUUCAUUCUUGAUUCCUAGAUCUCUCAGGUCUCAUUUGAAAUAUCGGGGUUUAGUCUAUAAUUCAUAAUAGUAAUAAGUUUCAGAAAAAUAAAAUAUGGUUUACAAAAUAGUUUCAUAGAAUACAAAAGUUCAGUAUCAAAGUAAGCUUGAUUCACAUUUAAUUCCUUUAGCUUUUUUUUUAUUUUUAUUUUUUAAACCACCCAUCCUGCCCCACUCAUUUUGUUUGUGUCAAUUUAGACUUGUCUCUCAUAUACAUGAGUUCAAUUGCAUAUCGGAACAUUCAGUAUUUGCAUUUUAAAAGUCAUUUUAAAAACAAGGCCAAGCUUGGAUGGAUACCAAGUGGUGAGAGUUGUUCUGUCACUUGCCAUUUGCAAACUCUACUUUAAAGCAAACAAUAAUUGGUUAUAAAAGAAAACAUAAAAUUUGUCGAAGCCUGCGGUGGAUGGUUUGUCCCUACAAAAGAAGGACAGAGGAUGAAUGCAGUAAGUGAACAGUAAUUGAGCAGACAUGGACUGUGCCAAUUAUUCUGGGAUUGGCAGCAAUUCCAAACCAACGUGUCAUUUCCUCCCACAGGGGUGCCUCCACAGGUUCCCCUGCUAGGCUCAGGCCUCAGGUUACAGGAAACACUGUCUCCACUGGCAGACAAGGCGCAGAAAUGCACAGCAGCAGCCUUCAACACCAACUAGCCACGCCAACUUCAAUCAGCAACCAACAGCAAUAGACACACUUAAAUAGCAUCAAAAUGAGACGUCGUGGCCUGCAAACACUGCAGUACAUCACAGCGUGCACGGUGAGUCCAUUACUGCACACACAGUUCCACACACUGUUAUAAUCAAUUCAUCGUUAGAUGUGGGCUCAGCACAGAUGACUCUUGGAUUUGUAGCUCGCUCACAGAAUCUGUCACAUGCCAGAGACUGCAGGCCAAAUCAGUGGCUCCAAUCGUCCCGAAGAGCACCCCAUCACGUUUAGGAAAUGUGAUGACUUAGAGCUGGACAACAGGAAUGUGGUGAAUACGUCCCGUGAUUGCAGGGGUAUCUCUGUGUGUUAUCCCGCUGGAAUAAGCUUGUCACCAGAGCUGGGCUGCAGGCUGAAGCAAGAGACAGGCUUCAUUAGUCUUUUGGCUGAUCGCUCUCUGACGCCCACUGGGCUACGUAUCUGCUUUCUUUCCCAGGUAAGGAUAAUGGCAAGAGAGUCCAUUUCUGCUCCUCAAAGCUGGUUGAUCAUUGUAAGAUAUGAGUGCCCAUUCCAGCCCUCUGACUUGAGAGAAGGACUGCAAUUAUCAACUAUUUUCAGUAUUGAUAAGAUCAAUUGGUCAAUUCAUUACUUGGUGUGUAUAAUGCAAGAAAAUUGUGGGGAAGUUCUCAAAAUCAAUAAGACCCGAACAUGACGUCUUCACGUCUUGUUUUGUUGCCCCAAAGCCCCAAAAUAUUUAGUUUACUAUCACAUAUGAUAGAGAAAAGUGUAUGUCUGGAACCAGAUAAUUUGCCAUUUUUGCUUGAAAAUAUAUUUAAAAGGAUUAUGAAUAUAGUUGAUUUAAUUUUCUGUCUACCCUUUGUUGUAGCUCUACAAUUCUUCCUUUAAAAAAUGUACAAAGAAUUGCAAAGCUUUCCUAUUUUCAUAGUUAGAAAAAAGUUUUAAAAUUCAUGUCAUCCAGUGAUAAAAUAGAUUGUUGAUGCCUUCAAAUCAAACCCUUUCCUGUCAACAGCGGGUAAAUGAGGUGACAUCAUGAUGUUUACUUUGACAUUAGAGUUUAUGCUACUAAUAUAUUCUACACAGGAGAGUUUACUGGCCAAACUUAAACUAAUAGCAUUGAAUGAAAAGACAAAGAUCUCUAACAUUGAGAAAGGAAAAAAUAUUUUGAAUUCACUUUAGACUUUGUUAGAUGUGAGGACUAAAUGUCAGAAAAUUAUCUAAAAAUGUCAAGAUAAAAGCAGGAUGUGGUCACAAAAAAAAUAUUGCAUGACUACAUGUGACUGAAUUCCUACUUUGUAGAGUUGAGUUUGUCUUCUCGCUGGUCCUCCAUCAGUUAACCUUUGCAGCUCCGUCCAUGUUGAUACUACUGAAAUAAAACAAUUGAAAUCCAUAGUUAUAAUGUUGUAUUGCGUGAAUGUGCUUGUACAUUUGUUUUGCUGAUUUGUUGAAUUAUGGACCUCCAGAGAUUAACCAUUGAAGUAUUGCAAAAAAACUGUAAAAUUAUGUUUUUUGUGUUAUUUUGGACUUUUAAGUUGAAAUUUCUUUCCAAUUGUCUUAUGGCUUUAAGCAGCAUUUUGUAUAUUAAUCAAGGAUUUCUACUUUUGAUUGUGACUAUAUAUAAUGUACCAUUGCAAUAAGUUAUUGCACUUACAGUGUUGGAGAAGCUUUUUUAUUUUUGACCUCCACUGGGACAGUGGUUUACUUUGCUAACGCCAGAGGUCUGUGGUUUUGUGACCCAACAGUUGAGAACUGUCUCCUAAUUCUGUCUAUAUUUAGCAGCAUGAACAGCAUCAGAUCUGUUAAGGUGCUUGACAUUCAUUUGUACAGAAGUAACUUGCUGUUUCUGAUGAUGAUGGUUUUGAAGUGAUGUUGAAAUAAAUGAAUCUCCAACAGUUGAA